GAAGAUGAAGGAAUCUUGUGCUUUCUAGUGAAGGAACGAGGCGUGUAUGUUGCGCGCAGAGAGGACAACCGGAUGAUCAAUGGAACGAAACUCCUCGACAUCACCGGUAUGAGUCGGAGAAGACGUGAUGGACUUCUCAAUUCUGAAAAGAUUAGGCACGUUGUCAACAUUGGUCCCAUGCACCUCAAAGGUACCUGG
Molecule: messenger RNA, 198 nt
Organism: Colletotrichum navitas
Lineage: Eukaryota; Fungi; Ascomycota; Sordariomycetes; Glomerellales; Glomerellaceae
Exons: 1
Biological process (GO): positive regulation of transcription by RNA polymerase II
Cellular component (GO): nucleus
Molecular function (GO): DNA-binding transcription factor activity; sequence-specific DNA binding
Source: RefSeq, a predicted model, not a curated record